AUGGCGCUAGUCCUGGACCAAGCCCGGACUCGGGCCCAGGACCAGGACCGGGACCAAGACAACGACAACGACAAGGACGACAAGGACAAAUACAAAGACAAAGGCAAGGCGCCUCAAAUCCCAGACCAAGGCAGUGCGCCUCAAGACCAAGCCAGGGCACCUCAAGUUCCCGACCAAGACCAAGGCGAGGCACCUCAAGACAAAGAUAAGGCGCCUCAAGUCCCAGACCAAGACCAAGACCAAGACAGGGUGCCUCAAGACCAAGCCAGGACGCCUCAAGUCCCAAGCCAGGCGGCGCCUCAAGUUCCAGACCAAGACCAAAACGCUAUGCCAAGGAGGAAUAAGGGUCGCCAAAAGAUUGAUCACCUGACCAAAAUGAAAAAUGAGAGUAACCUCCAAGUAACCUUUUCGAAACGUCGGUCCGGCCUGUUCAAGAAGGCCAGUGAGUUAGCCAUCCUUUGUGGUGUCGAGCUGGCGUUGAUCGUCUUUUCUCCUGGCAACAAGGCGUUCUCCUUCGGCCACCCUAGCGUGGACGAGAUCGUCGACAGGUUCCUGACUCGGGCCCUUCCCCCGUCUGACGCAACCAACAACAUCAUGAUAGCGCAGCGGAAUGACAAUGUCCGUCAACUCAAUAGCCAAAUGACCAACUUGCAGGCUGUGUUUGAAGCCGAGAGGCAGAAGAAGGCCGCGCUCGACCACGCUAGCGCCGUGAGUCUGACCCAGCACCCGUGGGAGGCUCCUUUCGAUGAGCUGAGCCAUGAUGUGCUUGUGGCGUUGAAGGGUGCCAUGUUGAAUCUCCAGUCUAACCUGGCAAAGCAUGUGGAAAUGCGAAUGCAACAGGAACAACAAAAUCCUUUGGCUUUUCAGUCGGGGGCGAGUUCUUCUGGAGGCGGAGGCGGAGGCGGUGGUGGUGGCGGAGGCGGGGGAGGUGCAGGGCCAAGUUCUUUUGGAGGCGGAGGUCGAGGUUCGAGUUCUUUUGGAGGAGGUGGUGCUGCUGGAGCGUCCGGUUCCUUCGGAGGAGGUGGUAACAAUGUUUUUCCAUCUUUUCCCCCUGGUCCAAGUUCUAUGGGAGAAGGUGGCAGUGGUUUUUCGCAGUUUGUCGAUGGGUCGACUUCUCACGGAGGUGUUGGUGGCGGUGUUGAUCCAGCAUUUUCAACAGGGCUGAAUUAUUUUGUAGGUGGUGUUGGUGGUGCUUUGCCGUUCUCUUCAGGACCGAUGUUUUCGGCAGGUUCGAGUUCUGGAGGUGGCGGUGCUUUGCCAUUUCCUGCAUGGUCCUAUUCUGCUGGAAGUAGCAGUAGUAGUGGUGCUGGUGCUUUGCCAUUUCCUACAUGGUCCAGUUCCGUUGGAGGCGGCAGCAGCAGCUUCAGUGGUGCUUUGCCACCAUUUCCUGGCGAAUCAAGUUCAUUUCCUCCGGGGACGAGUUCUUUUGGACAAGGUGGUGCUUUGCCAUUUCCUCCGGUACCGAGUUCUUUUGGAAGCGGUGGUGCUUUGCCAUUUCCUCCGGGACCGAGUUCUUUUGGAAGCGGUGGUGCUUUGCCAUUUCCUCCGAGACCAAGUUCUUUUGGCCUUGGCCGUGGCAGGGGCCGGGGCCGGGGCAGGGGCAGGGGCCGUGGCCGUGCUGGUAUUAGGCUGAGUCCAUCCGGCCGUAGCCGUGGCCGUGCUUUGCAAAGAGGGCCGAGUUCAUCUGACCGUGGAAGUGAUGGUGAUUUGCAUAUAGGGCCGAGUCCAUCCGGCCGUGGUGGCGCUUUGCAAAUAGGGCCGAGUCCAUCCGGCCAUGGUGGUGGUGGUGUUUUGCACAUAGGGCCGAGUCCAUCCGGCCAAGGCGGUGGUGGUGCUUUGCAUGUAGAGCCGAAUCCAUCUGGCCGUGGCCGUGGACGUGGGCGACCACCUGGGCCUAGCCGUGGCCGUGGUCGUGGGUCUAACCGUGGCACUGGUCGCGGGUCUCAGUGA
Rhododendron vialii is the source of this 1950-nucleotide messenger RNA. RefSeq lists its product as uncharacterized. Lineage: Eukaryota; Viridiplantae; Streptophyta; Magnoliopsida; Ericales; Ericaceae. Gene Ontology annotation, biological process: positive regulation of transcription by RNA polymerase II. The record is from RefSeq and is a predicted model, not a curated record. The coding region runs from base 1 to 1950 and encodes 649 amino acids. The transcript has 4 exons. Gene Ontology annotation, molecular function: RNA polymerase II cis-regulatory region sequence-specific DNA binding; protein dimerization activity; DNA-binding transcription factor activity, RNA polymerase II-specific.